AUGCCGUGCGCCACUAAAAAUGCCAUUGAUCCAAGCUGUGCAAAUGCCAGCCCUUGUACACAGGGUCGCCCCUCUUUCCUGUUGUUAUUUGACGAGAUCAACAAGUCGCUUCCCGAUUUGGUACAUACUUAUGCGGUCGCCGUUUUUGUUAUCGUGAAAUAUUUGUUGGCCGGCGGGAAAUUCGUGGAAAAUCGGUGGAACAUGAUUGGGAGUUUUGAUAGCGGGGAGAUUGAAGGAGGAGGGGAUGGAGGGAGUUUUGCGUUUGCAAAUUCGCCAAGUGCACGGUCGAUACGGCAAGAUACUAUCGAGAAAAACACAGCCGGGAUAUCAAUGAACGGGGGUAACUGUAUACGGGGUAACCGUAUGCACACGAGAGCCAAAGCGAGAGGUAUCAAAGUGGGAGUGAUGAUGGGGUGUGGUACUACAAAUGAGGAGCAACAAAGUAUACACGCUGGAACUAGAUGA
Messenger RNA from Suillus subalutaceus, 465 nucleotides. RefSeq lists its product as uncharacterized. The transcript has 3 exons. The coding region runs from base 1 to 465 and encodes 154 amino acids. Lineage: Eukaryota; Fungi; Basidiomycota; Agaricomycetes; Boletales; Suillaceae. The record is from RefSeq and is a predicted model, not a curated record.